This is a messenger RNA of Apiotrichum porosum, 801 nucleotides long. It is a transcript of the gene MRM2, whose product is annotated as 2' O-ribose methyltransferase. Gene Ontology annotation, molecular function: rRNA (uridine-2'-O-ribose)-methyltransferase activity. Gene Ontology annotation, biological process: RNA methylation. Bases 1 to 801 code for a protein of 266 amino acids. Gene Ontology annotation, cellular component: mitochondrion. The record is from RefSeq and is a predicted model, not a curated record. Lineage: Eukaryota; Fungi; Basidiomycota; Tremellomycetes; Trichosporonales; Trichosporonaceae. The transcript has 2 exons.
AUGCGCCCCGCCCUCACUGCGCUCAAGUCGUCCUCCUCGAACCGCUGGCUCGCACGACAGGCCCAGGACCCCUUUGUGCGCUCGCGAGCCACGGGGCAACAGGGUACUGGCGCCGGCACCCAGCUCCGAGCAAGGAGCGGGUUCAAGCUGAGCGAGCUCGCGCGCAAGUACCCCCUGUUACACGGCCGGGCGGUGGUGGACCUCGGCGCUGCGCCGGGCGGAUGGAGCCAGGUAGCCGCCAAGGCCAUCCGGCGGCAGUCACGUCGUGGCCACGGCGGCAUCCCAGGCGCCGUGGUGGCGGUCGACCUGCUGCCUAUGGAGGAGCUGGAAGGUGUGCAGGUUGUCGAGGGCGAUUUCUUCGACCACUCUGUCCAAGAACAGGUUCGCAUGGGGCUGAAGGGGUUCAACAAGGACGGCAGCGCUGAUACGGUGCUGUCGGACAUGAUGGCUGCCAUGUCGGGCGUGCGCGUGCGUGAUGUCCAGAGCAGCUUGGAUUUGGUCCAGGCUGCCACGACCUUUGCACACGUGGUGCUCAGGCCUAAGAAGGAUUCCUAUCCCGGCGGUUCGCUCGUCCUCAAAUUCUUUAUGCACCCCGACCUCAACGAGUUCCGCAAAACAGAGCUGGAGCCCUUCUUUACCAAAGUGGCGACGGACAAACCCAAGGCUUCACGCUCCGAGAGCUCAGAGGCGUAUUGGGUGUGUCUGGGAUACAAGGGCCGCAACCCCGAGACUGGUGAGCCUUUGCCUUCGCCAGCGCCUGUUGCGGAUGUGUCGGACGAGGCCAAGGCUGCGUCAGAGUAG